Molecule: messenger RNA, 2429 nt
Organism: Gracilinanus agilis (Agile Gracile Mouse Opossum)
Lineage: Eukaryota; Metazoa; Chordata; Mammalia; Didelphimorphia; Didelphidae
Gene: LRFN1
Product: leucine rich repeat and fibronectin type III domain containing 1
Exons: 3
Coding region: 59-2371 (770 amino acids)
Molecular function (GO): protein binding
Source: RefSeq, a predicted model, not a curated record
GACCGGGCCGGGGCCGGGGCCGGGCCCCCCCGGAGGACUGGUCACUGAGGUCUCCACCAUGGCCCCAGGAGCUUCUUCAUCAUCAUCUCCUCCAUCACCAGCCCUGCCCCUCCUCCUCCUUCUGUGGGCUGGGGCACCCCCAUCCAUUGGGCAGCCUUGCCCAGGCCGUUGCAUCUGCCAAAACGUAUCCCCAACUCUGACCAUGUUGUGUGCCAAGACUGGCCUGCUUUUUGUCCCACCGGCCAUUGACCGCCGGGUGGUUGAGUUACGAUUAACUGACAACUUCAUUGCAGCUGUCCGCCGCAGGGAUUUUGCCAACAUGACCAGUCUUGUCCACCUCACUCUGUCCCGCAACACCAUUGGCCAGGUCGCCCCCGGAGCCUUUGCUGACCUCCGGACCCUCCGGGCCCUGCAUUUAGACAGCAAUCGCCUGGGGGAGGUGCGAGGGGACCACCUUCGGGGCUUGGUAAACUUGCGCCAUCUCAUCCUGGGCAACAACCAGAUCCGCUGGGUGGAGCCUGCCGCCUUCGAUGCCUUCUUGGGUACUGUGGAGGACCUGGACCUGUCCUACAACAACUUAGAGUCACUGCCCUGGGAGGCUGUGGGCCAGAUGGUCAACCUCAACACCCUCACCCUGGACCACAACCUCAUCGACCACAUCGCCGAGGGUACCUUCGUACAACUUCACAAACUGGUCCGGCUGGACAUGACGUCCAACCGGCUGCACAAGCUGCCCCCCGAUGGACUCUUCCUCCGUGCUCAGGCCUCGGGCCCCAAGCCGCCAUCCACUCUGACGGUCAGCUUUGGAGGGAACCCCCUGCACUGCAAUUGUGAGCUGCUCUGGCUGAGGAGGCUGACCCGAGAGGAUGACCUGGAGACCUGUGCCACUCCUGAGCACCUGACGGACCGCUACUUCUGGUCCAUCCCCGAGGAGGAGUUCCUGUGUGAGCCACCUCUCAUCACGCGCCAGGCAGCUGGCCGGGCCCUGGUGGUGGAAGGCCAAGCAGUGAGUCUGCGCUGCAAGGCCGUGGGUGACCCUGAGCCAGUGGUGCACUGGGUGGCCCCUGAUGGGCGGCUUCUGGGGAACUCUAGCCGCACUCGAGUUCGAGGGGAUGGGACACUGGAAGUGACCAUCACCACGCUCCGGGACAGCGGCAUCUUCACCUGCAUAGCCUCCAAUGCCGCAGGAGAGGCCACUGCCCCAGUGGAGGUGUGCGUGGUGCCUCUCCCACUCAUGGCGCCUCCCCCUGCAGCCCCUCCACCCCUCAGUGAGCCUGGGUCCUCAGACAUUGCCACGCCUGGUCGGCCAGGGGCCAAUGAAACUGGCUCUGCUGGGGCUGAGCGGAGACUGGUAGCAGCAGAGCUGACUUCCAGCUCAGUGGUCAUUCGCUGGCCAGCCCAGAGGCCUGUACCCGGCAUUCGCAUGUAUCAGGUGCAGUACAACAGCUCUGCUGAUGACUCGCUGGUCUAUAGGAUGAUCCCGUCGAGCAGCAAGACGUUCCUGGUGAACGACCUGGCAGCUGGGCGAGCGUACGACCUGUGCGUGCUGGCCGUGUACGACGACGGGGUGACGGCGCUGACCGCCACGCGCGUCGUGGGCUGCGUGCAGUUCACCACGGCCGGGGAGGCCACGCCGUGCCGCCCGCUGCACGCCCACUUCCUGGGGGGCACCAUGAUCAUCGUCAUUGGUGGCGUAAUCGUGGCCUCGGUGCUCGUCUUCAUCGUCAUCCUCAUGAUCCGCUACAAGGUGUACGCAGGAGGCGACGCGGGCUCCGGUCACAAGGGGGCGCCGCCGCGGGUCAGCCACGUGUGCUCGCAGACCAAUGGCGGUGCCGCGGGCUCCGGCUCGGCCCCGGCCCCGCCCACCGCGCUGGACCAAUACGAGGCACUGCACGAGCUGGCGCCCGCGCCCACGGGGCCAGACAAGGAGAAGGUCAAGGUCGAGGCCGAGGGGGUGGCGCCCCCGGUGGUGGAGCCCGACCGGCUCCUGGCGCGCGGCGGCUCCUCCACAUCCCUCUGUCUGCUGCCCUCGGGGCCCGAGGCAGCGACGCCGUCUGGGCCGGAGGAAGAUGGGCGGCCCCCACUGGGGCCCGCGGGCCCUCGGCGAAGCCGCUCAGGGGCCCCUUUGGGGACCCCGGCCUCAGCCUCCGCGCUUCCCCCGGGCCGGACCCCCCGGCAGCGCUACUCUUUCGACGGGGACUAUGGCGCACUCUUCCAGAGCCACAGCUACCCGCGCCGGGCCAAGCGGACAAAGCGCCACCGCUCCACGCCCCACCUGCUGGACGAGGACGGGGGUUUGGGGGGCCUGAGCCCCGCGCGGGCCCGCCUCGCCUUCACCAGCACCGAAUGGAUGCUGGAGAGCACCGUGUGAGCGGGACCCCUGGGACCUCCGCCCAGCCAGUGGGGCCUCCCCUUCCCCAGGCCGAGGA